AUGUGUAAUAAUGAUUUAAAAUCAGACGAUAAUAUUCGUCGUGGAUUUAUAAUUUCACCAAAUUUUACUAAUAUUCAAAAGAAUAUUAAUUUUAUAUAUGAUUUACAAAUAUUAAAAUCAAAUCAAGAUAUGUAUCUUUAUAUAAUUGAUAUAGAUUUAAAUAGUCCAAAUAUAAUUGGACAAAGUUGUACAAAAGAUUAA
Molecule: messenger RNA, 201 nt
Organism: Rotaria sp. Silwood2
Lineage: Eukaryota; Metazoa; Rotifera; Eurotatoria; Philodinida; Philodinidae
Source: the annotation of a GenBank genome assembly